This is a messenger RNA of Gryllus bimaculatus (two-spotted cricket), 4276 nucleotides long. The record is from the annotation of a GenBank genome assembly. NCBI's taxonomy places the organism in Eukaryota, Metazoa, Arthropoda, Insecta, Orthoptera, Gryllidae.
GACUUUCGCAGUGUAUUAACAGGAAAAUCAACUGAAAUAUACCAUUCGGUGCAGCCGGUCGCAAAAAUUCUCCUUCAGACAGUUGCCGAAUUCCACCUAGCUAUCUAGCUAGUGUCAUGAAAUCCUGCCACCGUUGGGAUUCGUACUCAGAAUGAUGCCCUAAGCUACCUCAGCCGGUUAUCUUUAAAUACGAGUCUUACAAACUUUUUGAUGGGUCCGGAUGUGCUUGGAGGUUGAACUAGCAGAUUGUGAAAGUGGAAAGUCAGAGUGUAAAGUGGGAAGUAUUGGACAGGCAGACAGGUCACAGCAGAGUGUACAGGUGGAUGCUCAUUGCUGCAUGUUUUCGAAACAAUAGUUUCAAAUAAAUGCAUGUGACUUGAGAAAGUUGAGAAAGUAAAUCCACAACCAUGUUACCAUCAGGACGUGGGGCAAUGAUGAGGAAGUUCUUGGAGUCUAUGCAGGAACAAAAGGAUGAGGAAGAUCCAGUUCCACCUGAACGGCCGGUGGGUCGCGGCAGAGCUAUGUUGCUCUCUCAGACUACAGAGAUAGAGGAAGGGGUGAAGGAAAUAGCCAUUGCACGUCCCUCUGGCCGAGGGAGGAGCUUAGGAUUGCAAGCCCCUUCUGUGGCUCCCGUGAGGAGAACAAUGGAUCCAUCUGAAGGACCACCAGGACCUUCCAGAGGGGGCUCUGUGGAAGUUGCUCGACCUGUGGGUCGUGGCCGUUCUGCGCUGUUUGCAGCAUUCAUUGCUCAGAAUCAGCAGGAAAAGGCAUCCCCUGGAAAAUCUCCACCUAAAGAAUCUCGUGCAGAAUUUGUACGCAAAUCUCCAAGUCCUAAAAUGUCAAUACCUUAUACAAGUUCAUACGAACCAGAACCUGGUCCUGUAAUUCGAAAGGGAACACAUGGCCAAAUGCAAGAUGUUGUGGCUAAUUACAUUAGAUUGGAGGUUACCCAAGGAAAAGGAGUUUUCGAAUAUACAGUAGAGUUUUCUCCGGCUGAGGAUAAUAUUUCAAUGAGGACACGGAUGAUAAAUCAGCAUCUUGAGGCGCUUGGUGGUGUAAAAUCUUACAAUGGAGUCAGAUUGUUUUUGUCCAUACAGCUUAAUGGAGUGACGAGUUUUAAGUGUACGCAUCCAGUAUCAGAAAGCCUAGUGACGAUGACUCUUUAUUGUAAAGGACCUGCCAAAGAAAAAGAUUGCGCCGAUAUUUACAACAUGUUGUUUAGGAGAAUCAUGGCUCACCUGGGCCUAAAGAAUAUGGGCCGCAAAUUCUUUGAUCCUUCAGGUGCUAUUAAUAUAACUCAACACAGACUGGAAGUCUGGCCUGGAUAUGUAACUGCUGUUCAGCAGUAUGAAGGAGGAGUGCAACUGUGUUGUGAUGCCUCUCAUCGUGUAAUGAGAACAGAUUCUGUUUUGAAAGUUAUAAGUAUACUUGCAGAGGCAAAUCCUCGAAAUUACAGAGAGGAGGCCAUGAAGGUGGCCCUGGGGGCUGUUGUGUUGACUAGAUACAACAACUGUGUUUAUAGAGUGGAUGAUAUCAGCUGGGAUAGAACUCCUGAAAGUACUUUUACAAAUAGUGAUGGAAGGGAGAUAUCCUUUCAAGAAUAUUACAGAGUAAAUUACCAAAUUGAAAUCAAAGACAAGGACCAGCCUUUAUUGAUAUCACGAGUGAAACGCAGGAAAGAUCCAUCCAACAAAGAAAACGAAGUCAGGAUGAUUUGUCUCAUUCCUGAAUUGUGCUAUAUUACUGGGUUAACAGAUGCUAUGAGAGCUGACUGGAGAAUCAUGAAGGAUCUAACUCAGAAGUUGCAGCUGACUCCCUCACAACGUUAUGAAGGACUCUCAAAGUUCUUGGAGAACAUUAACAACAAUAAACAAUCCCAGGAACUGUUAAAAAAAUGGGGGUUGCAGGUUGAAGCCCUGCCAGUAAAACUUGUUGCAAGAGUUGUUAAACAGGAAUCUAUCCUUUACAAAGACGGAAAGGUAGAUUUACCUCCUGGAACUUCAAAUUGGGUUGUAAACAACCAACUUCUUGUAUCAAAAGAUAUUCAAAACUGGGCAAUUCUGCACAUUGCUCAAGAUACUAAAGUUGCUCAAGACUUCGAGAGCAAUAUGCGCAAAAUGUGCUCUCAAAUGGGUAUGAAAGUAUAUCCUGGCAGACUAGUAAAAGUAUCUGAAAACCGCAAUGAGAGCUUCCUGGAUGCUCUGAGAUCAACAAUUGCUCCGCAGUUACAGCUAGUAGUAAUAUUUUUCCCAUCGUUAAGAUCAGAUCGAUAUGCAGCAAUUAAGAAAGUGUGUUGCAUUGAACGGCCAAUUACCUCACAGGUAAUACAGAGUCGCACUUUGAGUCGCCCCGAGAAGGCUAGGAGCAUAAUCAAGAAGAUAGCCAUGCAGAUUAACUGCAAGUUGGGAGGAGCUCUUUGGGGUCUGGCCAUUCCUUUUGAGAAACUGAUGGUUUGUGGCAUGGAUGUCUAUCAUGGUCCAGCUCAAAAGCAGGUGUCUGUAAUGGGGUUUGUAGCAACCUCUGACCCUCAGCAAACAACUUGGUAUUCCAGAGUAGGAUUUGGAGGCACCAAUCAAGAACUGGCAGACAACCUUCGAGUGUGCAUGGGAGGCGCUUUAAAGAAAUACUUGGAGGCAUCUGGGUUUUAUCCGGAUCGAAUAAUCAUGUUUCGAGAUGGAGUUGGAGAUGGCCAACUCAAAAUGACUCAAGAAUUCGAAGUCCCGCAACUGUUACAAAGUUUUGGGGAUUUAGGUCUCUCCUACAAACCCAAAUUAACUGUUGUAGUUUGCCAAAAAAGAAUUAUGACACGAAUAUUUUCAGUUCAAGGUAAUUUGGGGUGCAAUCCCAGGUUGCAAAAUCCUCUUCCAGGCACUGUUCUGGACCACACAGUCACAAGACAUGACUGGUAUGAUUUCUUCUUGGUAUCCCAGUGUUCUAACCGUGGAACUGUUAGUCCUACACACUAUGUGGUGGUUCAUGAUGACGGAGAUAUUAAGCCAGAUCAUGUACAGAGGCUGACAUAUAAGAUGACUCAUUUAUACUAUAAUUGGACAGGUACAAUCAGCAUUCCAGCUCCAGCACAAUAUGCUCAUCGCCUUGCCCAACUUGUUGGACAACAUCUUCACAAAGAUCCAUCUUCAAGCCUCAGUGAUAAACUGUACUUCCUUUAACUACAAAAUCGUGUUGUUUCUGUACAAAAUAUAUUUUUAUAUUUGAAUUAAGACGUGUGCACUUCAUGCACAUUAAGUAUAUUUUUGUAAUUUGUUCUAGAAAAAUUUAGAUAAAAAAACAGUGUAAAAUUUGAGAGUAUGUUAUGUUGUUUUUUCUUCCCUUUUCAUAAUUUGAUCUGAGUAUAUCUUGUCCUUGAAUGCAUGUAAAAAUAUACUUGUAAACUUUUAUUAAGAAAAUAACAAAUAUACAAAUUUUACACGAGUUCAAGGACCAGAAGAUGUAGUACAAUGUUUUUAAAGUUACCAUCUAUUUCAGUAAGGAAAAUUUUAGUCCAGGUACUAGUUUUAUAUGGUUUCUAAUAUUUUCUUUGUUUUAUUUAUUUGUUGUUGACACUGCAAUAGUGAACUGUCAUAAUGAAUGGUUUUGUAACUAAUGUUCUGAAAGUUUUUACCAUAUGUUGUGCAGAUUGUAAGAUAUAGAAGUAUUUAUUUUAGUUUAUCCUAAUGUUUGAAAUUAUGAUAAUUGCUUUGAAACUUGAUUAGGCAUCUUACUCAAUUUGAAUUUCAUUUUCUAUGUGGUGCCACUCUGAGGAGUCAGAAAGGUGAUAUAAAAAAAAUAAAAAAAUUGAAGAGUUUAACAAACCCACACGUUUUAUUCAUGAACUCUAAAUGAGUUUGAAAUUUGAAUAUUCUGUUUUCUAUAAAGGAGAAUUCAAAGUACAAAAUGGUGGGCAUUGUCAAUUUAUGCACUUAAUAAUUUUUGAGAUAAUAAAUUUAAAAAAAACACAAAAUUGUUGCAAUUAAUACCUACAUUUUUUGUUUGGAAUUUGUACAAUGUAUGCAAUCAAGAUGAAUUUCGAAUAUUAGAAAUUCAACACGACUACCUACAACCCUUGGCAGCGCCUCAAGGGGUAAAUCCUGCCCCCUUCUCUUCAAAAGUUUCAUUUCUACAUUUUUUUUUUUAUCAUUUGUAUCUGGUAUUUAAUUAAUAAUUUAAACAUUUUCUUUAUGUAAAAAAUGUAAUGAUUAUUGAUUAAACAAAACUAGUGGUGCUAUAUCGCAUAUUUUCUUGUAUUUCUAAUUGUUCUGUAAAUACUAAAGAUGUA